Struthio camelus australis is the source of this 706-nucleotide messenger RNA. NCBI's taxonomy places the organism in Eukaryota, Metazoa, Chordata, Aves, Struthioniformes, Struthionidae. The record is from RefSeq and is a predicted model, not a curated record.
CUGUCCUUCCCUCUGCGGUCUCCUGCGGAAAUAUCUUGGUGUCUGAGCGGGGUGACAUUGGUGCUCUGUUGUAAUAGCGUCUGAAUUAAUAGGAUAUGUCUAGACUGCAUCAAAGGGGAGAGUCCAGCCCGUGCAGACGCCGCUAAGUCACCUCGAGCCGGCCCGGCCGCUGCUGGCACCGCAGCCAGGGCAGAUCCUCAGCCACGUUCGAUCCGCUGCUUGCGGUCUGCGCGUUCGGAGGGCUUGCGGAAAGGCCUGGAGCCGGGGAGGGAAGGUGAGAGUUUGGGAUGGGACCUUCUGCUCUAAUAGAUCCUUCCCUCCCCUCAGCCACUUCCAUCCUGAAGCGGCAGAAGCAGCUACGCCGGAAGAAUGUGCGUUUCGACCAGGUGACCGUGUACUACUUCGCCCGGCGCCAGGGCUUCACCAGCGUGCCCAGCCAGGGCGGCAGCUCCCUGGGCAUGGCCCAGCGCCACAACUCCGUCCGCAGGUACACGCUCUGCGAGUUCGCUCAGGAGCAGGAGGUGAAUCACCGGGAAAUCCUCCGGGAGCACCUCAAGGAAGAGAAGCUCCACGCCAAAAAGAUGAAGGGUGCCGUAACGGAGGGAAGACGGCAGAGGGACUCUCUGCUCCCAGCUCUUUUUUUUUUUUUCCCUCCUCCCCGAGCCUUUUCUCCUGUAAAGCGCUGCGAGCCCGAGUGACGUGUGGC